Enterobius vermicularis (human pinworm) is the source of this 918-nucleotide messenger RNA. The record is from the annotation of a GenBank genome assembly. NCBI's taxonomy places the organism in Eukaryota, Metazoa, Nematoda, Chromadorea, Rhabditida, Oxyuridae.
AUGAGAGCCCUGUUUUGUGAGGAGGCGCCAGGAGGAGGUGGAAGUGAUAGUGAUAGUGAUAGUGAGCAGGAGGAGUGCGAGAAACGGUUGCCGGAAAAUGCAACGUUUCGCUGUGUUCCGCAAGAAGAGACUCUUCUAGUAACAUUUUGGGAAAGGUGGAUUUGGCUGGAGGCUUCGGGUGGUCAUGGCUUUUUCCGUGGGUACUGGAAAUUUACAGUUGUUGAUUUUGAUCAUUUGCUGUUAUCAGGGAAGACAAGCGAAAGUUCAGGAUCUUGGUUAAUUCUUGAUACCCAUCCUGACCCGCUUGGGAAUCAGGAUGCACCAUUAAUAUUGGAUGUUGAAAAUGUUGGCAAAAGCACUGAAAUACCUACCAUGAUUGGAGGAAUAGAAAAAGAUGUCCAAGAAAACUUGCCAGACCCUCGAGUUUGCGAGCUUCUUUCGAAAAGUCAAAUUGGGGUUGGUUUCGAGUUCUCUGCAGGAGAUGAGAAGUUACAUGUUUCUAGAAGAGAAUUGAAGCGUCGCAGAAAACUUGAAACAGAGCGGACAAAAGGAAAUAAUUGGUUUGAUCUUCCGGCUACGGAAAUGACUGAUGAAAGAAAACGUGAUUUGGAAUUGAUUCAGAUGAGAAACACUUUAGACAACAAAGUACACUAUAAAAGGAACGAUCGGUCUGUGCUUCCGAAGUAUUUCCAGGUGGGUACCGUGAUUGAAAACAAGGCAGAUUUUUAUUCAUCAAGAAUAGUAAAUAAAGAGCGUAAAAGAACCAUAGUUGAAGAACUCAUGGCAGAUGCUGAUUUCCAAACAAGGCAAAGGAAGAAAUUCGAUGAGAUCAGAGCUAGAGAGGCUGUUUCUAGAAAGGGAGCAUUCCAGCACCGUACGUUUCCAAAAAAAAGAAGGCGAACUAAUCUUCAUCACUAA